AGUAGUGAGGCUCCCUACUGCCAAAUGAGCAGCAGAGCCAAUCACCAGGCCGCGCGUGACACGUCUCUUGACGUUGCCAUGGUCACGGGGUCACUGGCGGCCUUGGUUGUCUGACAGGUGCGUGACAGUUGAAGUCUACAAUAUGUACGCGAAGGGGAAAGGUUCGACCGUCCCUUCGGAUGCUCAGGCACGUGAAAAUGUGUUCUGGGACCUGUACUGCGCCGCCCCUGAACGCAGGGACACGUGCGAGCACUCCAGCGAAGCGAAGGCGUUCCACGACUAUGGUUUCGUAAAUUCUGGCUACGGCGUCAAUGGAAUCGCACACCGAAUGUAUUGUUUGUCGUCUUUGCACGUGUGUAUUCCAGUUACUGUCGGAUUUUUUGGUAUACUUGUCUAUUUGUGUAAAUUAAUGUUUAAGAUUGGUUACAUUUAG
Gryllus bimaculatus (two-spotted cricket) is the source of this 433-nucleotide messenger RNA. The record is from the annotation of a GenBank genome assembly. NCBI's taxonomy places the organism in Eukaryota, Metazoa, Arthropoda, Insecta, Orthoptera, Gryllidae.